Molecule: messenger RNA, 294 nt
Organism: Cetraspora pellucida
Lineage: Eukaryota; Fungi; Glomeromycota; Glomeromycetes; Diversisporales; Gigasporaceae
Source: the annotation of a GenBank genome assembly
AUUAUUUAUAUAUCUAUCAUGGCAACUGUUCAAAAAACUAAAAAACCUAAAACUAAUAGUUUUACUUUCAUUUUGGAUCAGACCCUCAAUAAAUAUAACCUAUCGGCUGAAUUAAACCUGCUUCAAUUAUGUGCUUAUGCUGAUGAGCUUAACUUAGCUAUGCCAAAAAAUAAUACAGAUGAAGCAAUUGUGACAGCCAGUUCUCAUAUUUCACAAUUUCAUAAAGAGUUAGCAGAAGCUGAAAUUGAUUCUAAGCAAAUUUAUAUAUAUGCCAAAUUACCAGAAGUUACUUGA